AGAGAGAAAGAGAGCGUGGGGGGAAAAAGAGAGAGAGAGAGGGAGACAGAGAGAGAAAGAAAGAGAGAGGAAGUCAUGGUAAGUUAAAAGACUAACACACAAACGCACAAACGUACACAAUGAUCUGGAAAAACAGUCUAACAAAGACAGCAUAGAAAGAGACACCCACAUACGAACAGAGAAGUGGAAACAAUCAGUGGCACACUUGUACACACACACACACACACACACACACACGCACACGCACUAGCGCAUGUAUCAUAACCUCUCUGUUCUUUUUUCUUCUUCUUUUUUUUUUCACUUUUGGGGGAAACAAGUUGGGUCGCUGAGCGCAGCAGUCUUGAAGACGUGAAUGUUAUUAGUCGCCUGUUUAGAAUGACUCUUGAUAUAUAAGUAAAGCCCCCCUCCCUCUCCCUCCCCCUACCACUCUUUCAUCAUACCUCACUACUCGGCAUCUAACUGCAACAGAGCGAUAGAAACAAAAACAACACCAACAACAACAACGAAAACAAUAACACUACUACUACUACUACUACUACUACUACUACUACUACUACGUCUACUACUACUACUACUACUACUACUACUACUACUAUAGCAGGCAAUGACUAUACACGAAGGAUUUGUUCGGUUCUGUAGACUUUUUCUCAUCUUCCUUAAUCACAUUCUUUAAACAAUAGGAGGGAGAAAACGGAACGAAUAUUUUUGGAGACUAAAUUAAUACUGGAUUAUUUUUCAUUAACCAAUCUUUAUUGAACUGACAGUCAUAAUGUGAUGUUAAGCAUUCGUACGUCUCUUGAGACGGCUCCAAGAAAGUUGGAUUGUUACCAAGUUUUACCGGAAGAAAAUUUUUCAUUUUUGGAUUAUUUUACAAACAUGAGAUUUCGAAACGUUUGGAUGUCUAUUCCAAUACCCGGUUUAGAUGAAAGAAAAUAUCCCAGAACCCUAUGAAAAUCCAAAGGCCAUCUUCAAAAGUUGGAAAAGCAGUUCAUUUCUCUAAAGUCAAUGAAUACGAUAAAAAUGGCAAUUAACAGUAGUAUUAACGGCUCUGCCAAUAUCCUAGAAAUGCUAAAUGCUGAAAAAGCAGACACGUAUUUACCUGUAAUUUUUUAUGUUGGUAUUUCUAUGCUAUUUGGAGCAAUCGGAAACAGCGCUGUAUCUUACAUAUAUUACUGCAAAUUGGAGAAAACGGCGACAAAUUUGUUUGUAGCCGUUCUUAGCGCUUGUGAUUUACUCAGUUGUUUAAUUUCUAUGCCAGUUGAAAUCGUCGGUCUACGAUUCCCUUUGACCUUUCACAGUGACAUAGCAUGUCGCCUGAUACGUUUUAUUGUGGCUGUGGGAACAAUCACAUCAGCUUUAAUUAUAUUUGUUAUAUCCGUUGAUAGAUAUUUACGCGUUUGUCGUCCACUUGGUAGACAUUUUUCGCGUCGUUCAGCUAAAGUUGCGUCAGCAGUGUUGGUGUUUUCGUCAAUAUUGUUAGCGACACCAGCAUUUUUGGUUUUUGGAAAACAAAGAGUCCCAACACGUAUCAGUGGAAUUAUUGGUGAAGAAUGCUCAAUUGCUGAAGGCUUAAAAGACACUAUAUAUCCGUUAGCCUACUACUGUUCUCUACUGGUAACCUGUUUUGCUGUAUUUAUGGUUUUGAUGACUUUAUACUUUCUCAUCGGAAUUUAUGUGUGGAGGCAUAAGAAGAAGAAGAAUCAAGGAAGAAUGCAAAAAGUAGUUUUCACGCAUCCAUCCAAUGACCGUAUGUCUGCUGCUAUUUCUUCCAGCAGUGACAAUGUGGAGGAUGACCUGAAGCUGCACAAGCAGUCCCGCCAGAAGAUAUCUCGUCCCAUGAGCAGUCCAGUCGACCAUCGACAGUCAAAUUCAGUGAGGGUAUCAAGGACCACUGUUAUUAUGUUUCUCAUUACAUUACUAUGGAUUGUUAGCUAUUUACCUCAUCUGGUCAUGGUCACAUGUAAAAUUGUCGUCGAAGACUUCCGAACUUCACUUGGCACCACAGGAGACGUUCUUUACAAUCUAUCAUUUCGUUCUUACUUCUUCAACAAUGCAAUCAAUCCAUUUAUUUAUGGUAUUUUCAAUCUCCGCUUUCGGAAAGAACUUUUUAUUUUACUUGAUAACAUUUUUGGUGCGUGUUGCUGCAAAAACAAUCCAUGAAAAUAAAAAUUUGACAUUUUC
Octopus bimaculoides (California two-spot octopus) is the source of this 2181-nucleotide messenger RNA. Its product is annotated as neuropeptide receptor npr-1. Lineage: Eukaryota; Metazoa; Mollusca; Cephalopoda; Octopoda; Octopodidae. Gene Ontology annotation, biological process: G protein-coupled receptor signaling pathway. Gene Ontology annotation, molecular function: G protein-coupled receptor activity. The record is from RefSeq and is a predicted model, not a curated record. Gene Ontology annotation, cellular component: plasma membrane.